GAGCAUAAGGAAUAUUAUGCUAGGGCUUAUACCAGCCAUUAGUUCUGAUUACUGGGGAGCUUUUGAGGAGCAAAAUGGCAGUGAUGAUUGGAAUCGCUUUCAGAGUUUCUUGGCUUUGUUGCCUGCUAAUUGACGGGAUAACCUGUUCUACAUCAAGUGAUGGGUAUCCUGCACCAGGUUCUGAUGCAGCAAGGCUCUAUACAGGCCCACUUAGGUCAAAAGGAUAUGAUAAUUACAACUCUCCAACAGCUCAAUUGCAAGCGCAGCUGACCAAAGAGCAACAGAAACAUCUGGAAGCCAUCCUGCAAAAUCAACUGGCCCCCAUGCCCCAGGAACCUCAGAAAAUGUGGUAUCCAGCUCAAAUGCCCCAGAAGCAACCAUUUACUGAACUUCAGCAUCAGAAGGAACUGGCCUUCAUACCCCAGCUAUAUCAGCAAGUGUGGUAUCAACUUCAAAUUCCUCAGCAGCAAAAGCAACCAGCUACUGUUCCUCAGCAGCAAACGGAACUGACCACCAUGCCCCAGAAACAACCGUCUCCAAUGCCUAUACCGCAUAAACGACCAACAACUAUGCCCCAGAAAGCAUGGUAUCAAGCUCAAAUGCAGCAAAAGCAACCGGCCACCAUGCACCAGCAAGUGUGUCAACUGGCCCCCAUUCCCCAGCAGCCUCAUGACGUCUGGUAUCCAGCUAAAAUGGUCCAGAAGCAACAAGCAGCUGCAACUCGGCGGCAGAAGGAACUGACCACCAUUCCUCAAGAGUGGCAUCCAGCUCAAUUUCCCCAGCAGCAGAGGCAACCAGCCCUAAUACUUUUACCGCAGAAGGAACUGAACGCCAUACACCAGCAGCCUCAGCAAGUGUGGUAUCCAGCUCAAAUGCCCCAGAAACAACCAACUGCUGAACCUCAGUGGCAUCCAGCCAAAUUUCCCCAGGAGCAACCAGUCCCUAUGCGUCAACUGCAGAAGGAACUGACCGCCAUUCCACCACUGUGGCAACCCGCUCAAAUUCCCCAGCAGCAUAAGCAACCGGCUGCCAAGCUUCAGCAAGUGUGGGAACAGGCCCCCAUUCCCCAGCAGCCUCAUGAUGUUUGGUAUCCAGCUAAAAUGGUCCAGAAGCAACAAGCAGCUGCAACUCGGCGGCAGAAGGAACUGACCACCAUGCCCCCGCAAGUAUGGCAUCCAGCCCAAAUGCCUCAGGAGCAAAAGCAACCAGCUACUGAACCUCAGCAGCAAAUUGAACCGACCGCCAUGCCCCAGCCACCUCAGCAAUUGUGGCAUCCAGAUCAAUUUCUCCAGGAGCAGAAGAAACCAGCCCCUAUGCAUCUACCGCAGAAGGAACUGACCACCAUUCCACCACAACUGUGGCAAUCCGCUCAAAUGCCCCAGCAGCAUAAGCAACCGGCUGCCAUGCCCCAGCAGCCUCACGACGUGUGGUAUCCAGCUAAAAUGGUCCAGAAGCAACAAGUCGCUGCACUGACCGCCAUGCCGCAGACGCAUCAGCAAGUGUGGCAUCCAGCUGAAUAUCCCCAGCAGCAAUUGGCCUCCAUGACUCUACAGCAGAAGCAACUGACCGACGUGCCUCAGAAAGAGUGGCAACCAGCUCAAAUACCGCGGAAGCAACCGGCUGCUGAACCGCAGCAGAACGAACCGGCCACCAUACCCCAGCAAGUGAGGUAUCCAGCUCAAAUGUCCCAGCAGCAGAAGCAACACACUGCCAUGCCACAGCACCAACUGACCCCCAUGCCUCAGCAAUUAUGGCAUGUAGCUCAAAUACCCCAGAAGCAACUGAACCCAAUGUCUCAGCAGAAGCACUACGAAAGCACUGAAGAUGGUGCCUUUAGUAGCACUCAGGCCAGCAUCGUUGAACAGUCUGGUGUCAUCCCAAUCUAUUCCUACAGUUCCAAAUCGCACUACGAGAAUGGCAGGACUGUAUUCUCCCAAACCCGCUACACUCCUAGGGAGGCUAUGCCUGUUGACAGUGGAAGUGCUCCCAAGGACAGUUUUGUUGGUACUGGUGCACCUAGCGUAUAUCCAUCACUAGUGAAGGAUUCUGCAAGGAAAUUGUAAUAGAUUCAUCCUCUAGAAGCUAAUGCAACAAAAGGAACCGGAUCCCAUGCCGCCUCUGCAGAAGCAACCAGCUACAAUGUCUCAGCAAGUGUGGCGGCUAGCGCAAAUAUCUUCGGUGAAGCAACCAACUGCCACGCAAAAGAAGCCUUAGCAAGUGAGGCAUCCAGCCCCAAUUCACCCAGCAGCAGAAGCAACCGACUACCAUGCCUCAGCAAGUCUGCCAUCCAUCCCAAAUGCCCCAGAAGCAACUGGCCCCAUGUCUCAGCAGAAGCAAUACGGGAGCACUAAAGAUGGUGGUUCUGGUAGCUCUCAGGCCAGCAUCGUUGAACAGUCAGUUCUCAUCCCAAUCCGUUCCUACAUUUCAAAAUCGCACUGAGGACGGCAAAAUCCGCUACUCCUGGGAACGUUGUCUGUUAACAGUGGAAAAGCUCCCAAUGACAGUGUUGGCAUAUUUGAACCAAGCACAUACCCAACACUAGUAAAGGAUCCUACAAGUUAACGUACAACUUUAAUCUGAUUUUAACUUUGCUUUCUGAAUUUGAAGUUCUUUAACUAACCAUGUUUCGGCCAACAGGGUAAUCUAAUGGUGGACUCAUCCUUUAGAAGCUGAUGGUGAGACUUUAAUGUCAAAUUGAUGAAAUAAGAUUUUGUUGCUGACACUUUAAUAUCUUUCAGGUUUUAGUCAUUCUUUUGUUUUGACCAGGAAGUUGCCGUUGCUCUUG
Oncorhynchus nerka (sockeye salmon) is the source of this 2785-nucleotide messenger RNA. RefSeq names its product transcription factor SPT20 homolog. The record is from RefSeq and is a predicted model, not a curated record. The transcript has 5 exons. Lineage: Eukaryota; Metazoa; Chordata; Actinopteri; Salmoniformes; Salmonidae. The coding region runs from base 75 to 2063 and encodes 662 amino acids.